AUGCUAUCCAACGAUUGUUUCGACUCAACAUAUUCAGGUACAUCAAACUCACCUCUGACAACUGACGAAAACGAUCCCUUAAUCUUCAAAACAGCACGUGUUCGAUUGCGUGAUGGAGUCGAGCUGGCAGUUGAUUAUCUCGUCGUAUCAAAUACCGGACGUUUUCCAGUAAUUCUCGAAUUGACACCUUAUGGACGAGGACCUGACCGAGUGAAUUAUCGGUAUGAAGCUUCAUAUUGGUGUGAGCAUGGCUAUGCAUUUGUUAUUGCUGAUUGUCGAGGUACAGGUGACUCGGAUGGUGAAAUGGCAUUUUUCAGUCGUGAAGGUCAAGAUGGAUAUGAUCUGGUCGAAUGGAUUGCGAGUCAAUCAUGGUCCAAUGGUCGUAUUGGAAUGCGUGGUUCGUCCUAUACUGGAACUAAUCAGUGGUUUAUUGCGCGAGAACAACCGCCGCAUCUCUCAUGUAUUACGCCGAGUGCUACCCUUGGCCGCCCAAUGCAAGACAUCCCAUAUCGUGACGGUGCAUUUGGAGUCGAUUGGGCGAUCAACUGGAUUAAUUAUGAUUUAAAUAUUAACGUAUCGCAGAUAAAUGAGUCGCAUCCUGAUCCUAUGAUGUGGCUUAAUCACCAGCCGCUUCGAACAUUGGAUCUCUAUGCAACAGGAAAGAAUUUAGUACUUUAUCAUACAUUUCUUGAUCAUCCAACAUAUGAUAGUUUCUGGCGCAGUAUCGAUUUUCUCCAGGACGACUUUGCACGUAUCACUAUUCCAUCGCUUGCUUUCACUGGGUGGUUCGAUGGUACUAUGUUUGGAACAAUCUGGCAUUUUCAAGGAGCGCGUUAUCAUGCACCACGAAGUGCUAGUCAAUUUCUUAUUAUUGGUCCGUAUACGCACGGAAAUGCGCCUGAUGGUGGCUACAAUUAUCAAACGGGAAAACCGAUGAUAACAGUUGGAGAUCUUUCUGUCGCCGAAAAUGCAGUGCUACCAGGUUUGAAUAUGACACGUGAAUUUUUUGAAUGGUGCUUAAAAGAUGGUCGACGACCAGAUUGGAAACCAGCUAGAAUCUAUAUAACUGGAAGUAAUCAAUGGAUGACACGAGAUAUUUUUCCACCACCAGAAGCUUACGAGCGAUCAUUGUUUUUGACCAGUGAAGGACAUGCUAAUAGCAUAGAAGGGAAUGGUCGACUACAAUGGGACGUACCAAGUAUAACUGCAAUGGAUACCUAUGUUUAUGAUCCUACUAAACCAGUCAUAAGUCAAAUGAAUAACAAACAUAUUAGCUUGCCUAUAGAUAUCAAUGCGUAUCUUGAUCGUAACGAUAUUCUUGUGUACACUACUGAACCAUUGAAUAAGCAAAUUACGGUGGUUGGUGAUAUUGUCGUUGAAUUGAUAAUCUCGAGUACGGCACGUGAUACAGAUUUUGUAAUCGAAUUAAUGGAUGUGAUGACUGACGGACGCUCGAUCAAACUCGGUUCUAAAACUGCAAGUCAACUUCGUACACGCUAUCGUGAUGGCUUUGAUCAAGAAAUAUUGAUGUCUUCCAAUGAGACUUAUCUCAUUCGAAUUGAUUUGCAUGCUAUUGGACAUACGUUUCUUCCCCAACAUCGUAUUAGAUUAGCAAUUAUGAGCAGUUUUUUUCCUUGGAUCAAUGUAAACCCGAAUACUGGUGCACCAAUCGCUUCUGAUAUACAACCGCCUAUCGUAGCGAAUCAAACUAUUUAUCACGGAUCUCACCGAACAUCUCGAAUUCGUAUGAUGUUGAUCGAUGAUCCGACAUUUGAUAAAUAA
Molecule: messenger RNA, 1782 nt
Organism: Rotaria sp. Silwood2
Lineage: Eukaryota; Metazoa; Rotifera; Eurotatoria; Philodinida; Philodinidae
Source: the annotation of a GenBank genome assembly